CGCCUCCCGCGGCCGCGGCGCCCGCCGCGCCGCCCGCGGCCGAGGCGCCCGGCCCGGCCCUUGCCGAGCCUCGUCCAGGACCCGCCCGCCAAUGUCGAGCGGGAGCAGGAGUGCGACGGGGAGGCGGCCGACGCGGAGCGGAUCAAGCAGCAGGUGCGGGACACCAUUGCGGCCGCGGCGUCGAGCGGGCAGCUGUCGCAGGCCCUGGAGGAGUCCCGCCGGUGGCUCGAGGAGCAGCAGCGGCCCGAGCGCGCGCAGGAGAUGGCGCGGAGCAGGGCGAGGCCAAGGAGGGGUGCAGCCGGGCGCUGGCGGCGGCCCUGGAGGAGGGCGAGGAGAUGAGCCAGCUCAGGGCGGAGUGCCGCGAGGCGAUCACGGCGGCCCUGCAGCAGGCCAGUCCUGCUGCGGGCGCGGAUGGCGCGGAGCAGGGCGAGGCCAAGGAGGGGUGCAGCCGGGCGCUGGCGGCGGCCCUGGAGGAGGGCGAGGAGAUGAGCCAGCUCAGGGCGGAGUGCCGCGAGGCGAUCACGGCGGCCCUGCAGCAGGCCUCUCCUGCUGCCGCGGGCGCGGCGGCUGCUCCGGAGCAGGCCCCCGAGGCCGCGGGGGCGGCCACUGCCUGCGCGCGAGAGGCGGCCGCGACCGCCGAACCUGCCGCCGACCUGAAGGACCGGGGGGGUCGCGAAGCUCAGCGCGCAGAACCAGAGGAUGACGGUCGAGAUGGGCGAGCUCAAAGCGCAGGUCGAGGCGCUCAUGAGGCUGUCGGGCGGCUCGGCCUAGCAGUGCGAGCGAGCUCCUCCACCCCUUUUUUCCCAGCCACGAACUUCGGCGGCUCGCACAGCCCAGACCUCCCAUGGAUUGAUGUUUGAAAUCCUGGCGCUUUCCCUCGACGGACUGGUGCAGCAGAACCAGCGGACCCUGCGGCCGCGAAACUGGCGGCGGGCAGGCGAGGCUAGUUCUUACCUCCUAACCUUCCUCGACUCUUCGACUUGUGCGCGCUGCGGCCAGGGCAAAACAGGCACCGCGGAGGAUCGUCGGGCCGAGGCCAAGCGGGGACGUCGCUCGCCCCAUGUGUGCGUAUG
Prorocentrum cordatum is the source of this 1073-nucleotide messenger RNA. Lineage: Eukaryota; Dinophyceae; Prorocentrales; Prorocentraceae. The record is from the annotation of a GenBank genome assembly.